AUGGCCAUCUUUGCGACUUUUGUGGCCACCUCGCCGUUGAUUCUGCUCUUUGUUCUUCCCCUCAUCGCCUCUGGCGUCGGAUGGAUAUUGCGAGUCAAGACAGAUGGCACGCGAAAGCACCUGGUCAGCUUGAUGGAUGAAGAACACAAGAAAUACCUGCAACAGCGCCCAGAGUCAGGCAGCACAACGAAUGAUUCCCUGGAUGCAAACGGCAACCUCAAGGACUCCAAAGACUGGGACGGAGUAGUUGGCUUCUUCCACCCCUUCUGCAAUGCUGGAGGUGGCGGAGAGCGAGUUCUGUGGGCUGCCAUUCGUGCGACGCAAGAUCGAUGGCCGAGAGCCAAGUGUUUUGUGUAUACCGGAGAUCGCACCCUAACCAAAGGUGCGGUUCUAAACCGGAUCAAGACUCGAUUCAAUAUCCAGCUCCACGCUCCGACUGUCCAAUUCCUCGACCUCUCCAAGACACGCUGGGUUCUUGCGUCAAGGUGGCCAGUCUUUACGCUCCUGGGCCAGUCUCUGGGUUCGAUAGUACUCGCCUGGGAUGCCUUCUCCCUGCUGGUGCCCGAUGUUUUUAUUGAUACCAUGGGUUACGCAUUUGCACUCAGCCUCUCGAAGCUCCUAUUCCGGAGCGUGCCCACCGGCGCCUAUGUACACUAUCCGACAAUCUCUACCGACAUGCUGGAAUCUCUGGAUCCUACAUCUGCUGUGGGCUCCCAGGGAGUCAAUGCUGGCCGGGGCACCGGGGCCAAGGGGGCGGUGAAGAAGGCAUAUUGGCAUUUGUUUGCUCUUCUCUACUCUAUUGUUGGAUCAUCCAUCGACGUUGUCAUGACGAAUUCCACAUGGACCCAGGGUCAUGUAAAGAGCUUGUGGGGUCCAUACCGUCGAGGCAAGGACCGAGAAAACCCAAUUGCUGUCGUGUAUCCCCCGGUGGCCGUCAGCGAGUUCGAGAAGGAGGUCGACGUUUCCGCGGGGAGCGAAAAGAAACGAGAGCCGAUUCUCAUCUACAUUGCGCAGUUUCGCCCUGAAAAGAACCACCCGCUUGUUCUCCAGUCUUUUGCUGAUUUUGUGAAGACCAAGACGGAAGCUGCAGAAAAAGCACGCCUGGUCCUGAUUGGAAGCGUCCGAGAUGACUCGGACUCCAAGAGGGUCUAUAAGCUGCGGCUAAUGGCGAAUGAGCUCGGUAUCAAGGACCGUGUCCUGUUUCAUAUCAAUGCUUCUUGGGCAGAGAUUCUUGACUGGUCGAGGAAGGCUUCCGUGGGCGUCAAUGGAAUGUGGAACGAGCACUUUGGAAUCGGCGUCGUGGAAUACCAGGCCGCCGGGUUGAUUUCCGUGGUCCACGAUAGCGGUGGCCCCAAGCUGGACAUUGUCACCGAAGUUGAUGGUCAGCCAACGGGCUUCCACGGAUCAACUGCAGCCGAGUUUGCAGCAGGAUACGAAGCAGCCCUUUCGCUUCCCGAUCCCCUGGCGAUGCGCCUACGCGCGAGGAAAUCGGCAAAGAGAUUCUCCGAGGAGGUAUUUGAAGGCAAGUGGCUGGUGCAGAUGGACCGGCUGGUGGCACUUUGCAGAAGAAGGUGA
Molecule: messenger RNA, 1575 nt
Organism: Trichoderma aggressivum f. europaeum
Lineage: Eukaryota; Fungi; Ascomycota; Sordariomycetes; Hypocreales; Hypocreaceae
Product: CAZyme family GT4
Exons: 4
Coding region: 1-1575 (524 amino acids)
Biological process (GO): protein N-linked glycosylation
Cellular component (GO): endoplasmic reticulum membrane
Molecular function (GO): GDP-Man:Man(3)GlcNAc(2)-PP-Dol alpha-1,2-mannosyltransferase activity
Source: RefSeq, a predicted model, not a curated record